Molecule: messenger RNA, 3734 nt
Organism: Drosophila novamexicana
Lineage: Eukaryota; Metazoa; Arthropoda; Insecta; Diptera; Drosophilidae
Gene: armi
Product: probable RNA helicase armi
Exons: 5
Coding region: 22-3540 (1172 amino acids)
Molecular function (GO): helicase activity
Source: RefSeq, a predicted model, not a curated record
AGCCGCAGCAAUAGGCACAAGAUGCUGUCGUUCUGGAGCAAAAUCUUCCAGAGCAACGAGCAGGAGCGCGAGCACAAACGUGAUCUGCUGCAAAUCGAGCACCGCUUCCUGGACCAAGAGCCCAGCAAUGAUAACAAAGAAAACGACAAUGGAAACGGUCUGCAAAUGCCAGACUCCGGCUCGGGCAACGAGAACGAGAGUGACAAACUAAUCGGCACUUCCUGCUCCGCGCGCAAGGGUGUUAUCACAUUUGUAACUGAUCAGAAUGGCCUUAUUGAUAAGUCCAUAGCCUUUCAGAGACAGGCCGCAGGGCAACUGUUCACCGAGUUAACCGUUGGCUCCGUGAUCGAGUAUCUGACUUAUGAGCAGGAGAAUGGCGUCAGCAAGGUCAUCAAGAUACAACAAAUCAUUGAUCAGUCGUGGGAGGAAGCAACAGACAACAAGGUGGCGGAGGUGCUCGAAUCCCUGAAGCUCGACCGGCCCGUCUACUUUAAAACGCAGCUACGCAACAUUCUGGGCAACAUUACGCAGCGCCUGCCCUCGGCCAUCCUGGUGGACACGGACUAUGGCGAGCUGAAUGUGGACCUGGACAACAUUGAGUCGAACUUUAUACCCAAAACGGGUGACGAGAUCACGCUCAUCUGCAAUGUUCAGCUGGAUGACGGCUAUGUGGACAAACAGGGCGAAAUACUCGGCGUGAAGAAGAUCUUUCCCACACGCAUCGAACCGGAUCAGAAGUGCACCGUCGAGCGUGUCUUUGAGGAGUUUGCCGUGCUCACCAAUGCCUAUGUACUCAAGGAGGAUGUGCCCAAAGGCAUUCAAUUGCAUCUGGGCGACAUUGUCAAGGUCGAUCUCAUCGAGUGCAAACAUUCGAAAUUCUCGCGUCGCGCCAUCAAGUUGUCUGUGCUGGAGAAGAACUUUGGCCAAGUGAAAAACAAUCCAUUGAAUACGUCGUCGGACAGCAAGCGGGCCGUUUCCAUAGAGGGCAAGGAUCGCUUUGUGUUCACCGAGCAGUGCAAGAAGCACCACGUCACCCUCAAGGUGAGAAAUGUGGGCAAGCGAACCUUUGAGCUUGUCAGCAUUGAUAUACCGAAUGCCUCGGAUGCGCACAUCAGUGUGGUGGAGCCGAUCAGCUCGAGGAGCAUCGAGAUGGGCGGUCAUAUAUCGCUGGUCUUUGAGGUGCACACCCGGUUCAUUGGCGAAUCGAAGGAGUACUUCACGCUUAAGUUCGACAGGUUCAAGGUGACACGCUAUCUGACCGUCGUUGUGUGCUUAACGGAGGAGGAUGCCCUGGAGGCGAAUCGCCGUCUGAUUGCGUCCGAGCAGCUGAUGGUCGGUGGACGCACUGCGCGCCAGCGCUCCCGCUUCUAUGCCUAUCAGGUCUAUUCGAAUAAGAGCCCACUGGUGCCGGGUGAAUCGAUUGCCACCAAACGUCGCUUUGUGCCCGUGCAUCUGUCCAACUACGAGGUGCCCGAAAAGCUAUGCAAUAUUGUGCUCAAAACUGAGAGCAUGUCCGAUGUAAGCGAUCUGCUGGGCGUCCAGUAUCCAUUCCUCAACGAGAGCGUCGCCUUCAGCAACUAUGUGCAGCGCUUUGCGACCUUGCUGCAUCUGGAGGAGAUUGACUACAAUAUUAACUUUCGCAAUUAUGAUCGGGAGCGUGCGCAUUUUAAUCGUGAAGGCGAAUACCUCUCGCUGCAAAUUGAGAAUCUCGCCGAGCGUCGUCCCUCGCUGGUGCUGGGCGAUACUGUGAACGCCAUCAAUCCCUGGGCGCAGCCGGACAGUAAGGAGAACAAACUGUUCCAAGGCGUCGUCCACAAGGUGUUCUUCAAUCGUAUUUAUCUCAAGUUCAAUGCCAACUUUCAGCAGAAAUACAAUGGCGAGGAUUAUCGCCUGGAGUUCCACUUCUCGAGGUUCGCCUUCCGCAAGCAGCAUCACGCUUUGUCGCGCAUUGGCAGCCAUAUGGGUGAGAAUUUCCUGUUUCCCAGCAAGGUCGCGAAGCGCGAUCAUGUUCAGCUGGAGGUGGAGUUCAAAGAUGACAACAUGUAUCUGUAUGACGACAAGCUGAGCUGGUUCAACGAGGGCUUGAACUGCAUCCAAAAGCGUGCCGUCUACAAUGUACUGCGCGGCGAAACGGAGAAUAUGCCUUAUGUGAUCUUUGGACCGCCGGGCACCGGCAAAACUGUGACUCUGGUCGAGACCAUCCUGCAGUUGGUGCGCCAUGUGCCGGGCUCUCGCCUCCUGGUGGGCACGCCCUCGAAUAGCUCUGCAGAUCUAAUUACCAAACGCAUCAUUGCGAGCAAAGCGCUCAACCAUGGCGAAUUUAUACGUCUCGUUUCGCAAAACCAGGUGGAGAAGGAUCUCGUGCCGCCGGAGCUGGCGAGCUACUGUGCCACCGUCGACAUUGGGACCGUCGAUUCCGACCAUGACAGCAUGAUUAUCACCGAAUCGGGUCUUAAGCUGCGCUGCCAGGCCAAGUACCUGGGCAAGCAUCGCAUCACGAUCAGCACCUGCACCACUUUGGGUAACUUUAUCCAAAUGGACUUCCUACCUGAACAUUUUACCCAUGUGCUCAUCGACGAGGCCGGCCAAUGCACCGAGCCGGAGACGAUGGUGCCGAUUGUGCUGUUGGCGCGGAAACGCAACCAAGUGGUGCUCGCCGGCGAUCCUCACCAGCUGCAGGCGAUUGUUACCAGUCGUUAUGCGAGCGAGCUGGGUCUGGGCAUGUCCUAUCUGGAGCGCUUGCUGGAGACUUCACCGUAUCGCCGGGACAUGCAGCGCUAUCCCAACAGCUCCGGCUAUAAUCCCAGCGUGCUGACUAAACUGUUGUACAACUAUCGGGCGCUGCCCUCGAUCAUGAAUGUGUACAGCAAACUCUUUUACGACAACGAGCUCAUCUCCAUGGUCUCGGAUAAGGACUCGCGGGAGGGGCGCUUUCUGGCCGAGCUGCAGGCGAUUUUUGAAGAUCACCAGGGAAGGCCGCGCACUCACGGCACCUUCUUUCACGGCAUCAUGGGUGAAAAUUUGCAGGAUUUCGAUUCGCCGUCCUGGUACAAUAUCGCCGAGGCUCGCGAGGUAUUUCUAUUGACCAUACUGCUGUAUCGUCGCAAUGUGCACCACGAGCAAAUUGGCAUACUGACGCCCUAUGCGAAGCAAGUGAAGACGCUGCGGACCAUGUUUAUCGCUGCAGACUUGUCCAUGCCCAAGAUUGGCUCCGUCGAGGAGUUCCAGGGUCAGGAACGUGACAUCAUGCUCAUCUCAACGGUUCGCUCCUCGGAGUCCAAUCUGCGCGCCGAUGCUCGUCUCAGUUUGGGUUUUGUGCGCUGCAACAAGCGCAUGAAUGUGGCCAUCUCUCGUGCCCGCUGCCUGAUGGUCAUCUUUGGCAAUCCCAAGCUGCUCGCCGUCGACGAUUGCUGGCGUCAUUUGAUCCUCUUCUGUGCCAACAACAAUGCCUACUUUGGCUGCGAGAUGCCCGCAUCGAUAACAGCACAGGGCGACGAGUCCGACGGCAACGAAUCGGACGUGUCCGACUUGGUGCCUUAAGGCCGCUGGCCGCAUAUUUACUUAACCGAAGUUCCUGACUCCGCUAGAUUUAUCCAAAGUCUUCGAUAUAAGACAGCUAAACAACUUGAAUAACUGAACUGUCGCCUGACGAAUUUUUUUUCAUAUAUGUACUCAUUCCUUUAUAGACUUAGCAUAUGUAAGCUAUUAUCCUUUAAACAAAUAAAUGAGCUCUG